AUGAGUAAUCCACAAAGCUUUGUCAACGGAACUCCUAAUACAUGUAUCUUCGAUAACCAGUCAUCUGCAUCGAAUGUGAAUAUAGAUGACAAUAAUGUUAUAGGCGUACUUAUGGACGCCUACC
Ambispora gerdemannii is the source of this 124-nucleotide messenger RNA. NCBI's taxonomy places the organism in Eukaryota, Fungi, Glomeromycota, Glomeromycetes, Archaeosporales, Ambisporaceae. The record is from the annotation of a GenBank genome assembly.